AUGGCAGCUGCACUGGGCACGAUUGGGGAAUUCGUUCCGACGGAGGCGCCGUCUUGGCCCUUGUAUUUGGAGCGCCUCGAAUUUUUCUUUCAGGCAAACGACAUCGACGGUAACGAGAAGAAGCGAGCAACGCUCUGCAGCGUUUGUGGCUCAGCAACGUAUGCCAUCGUGCGUUCCCUUUGUUCUCCGGACGCGCCGUCGGCGGUGGCCUACGAUGAGAUCGUCAGGCGUCUCUCAAACCACUUCUCGCCGCGACCGUCGGUGACAGUUCAGCGUUUCAAGUUUGGCACGCGUCAGCAGCAGCCCGUUGUCAAAAAAGAUGGAUCGAUAAGGAUCUGCGGGGACUACAAGAGCACCGUCAAUCGUGUGGUGCAGUGGGAAACGUAUCCUCUGCCAACACCAGAGCAGCUGUUUGCCAGGCUGGCAGGUUGCUCGAAGUUUUCAAAGCUAGACCUCGGACAAGCGUAUCAACAGAAGACUGUUGAUGAAGAAACAGCUGACUUGUUGACGGUGACAACACAUCGGGGACUUUUCCGCGUAACCCGUCUUCAAUUUGGCGUGGCAGUGGCAGUGGCUAUUUUUCAGAGGUACAUGGAAGAACUGUUGCAUGGAAUUGAUGGUGUGCUGGUGUUCUUGGAUGACAUCUUGAUCGGUGGAAGGGAUGAGGCACAGCAUUAUGCUCGUUUGCAAGAGGUGCUCAAAAGAAUCCACGAAGACGGUCUGCGACUGAAAUUUGACAAAUGUCAAUUUUGUGUUGAGGAAGUGCGUUACUUGGGAUUCAUCGUGAACUCUGCAGGUGUGCAGCCGACAGAAGACAAGGUGCGUGCUAUUCACGAGGCCCCGGAGCCAACAUGCAAAAAGGAGCUUCAAGCCUUUUUGGGAGCUCUGAACUUUUACAACAAGUUUCUUAAGGGAGCAGCACAUACCUUGGAGCCACUGUACCGGCUGUUGGACAAGGGUCGCGAGUGGCGUUGGACGGGAGCAGAGGCAGACGCAUUUCGCCAGGCGAAGGAUCUGCUGCAAUCAUCGCAUGUUCUUGUGCACUAUGAUGUCAACAGGCCCCUAGUGCUUGCCUGUGACGCUUCCCCGUAUGGACUGGGUGCUGUGUUAAGUCAUGUGGGGGAAGAUGGUAGCGAGAGACCGGUUGCAUAUGCAUCAAGGACUAUGAGCGCGGCAGAACGAAAGUACGCCCAAACAGACCGAGAAGCGCUCGCCAUUGGCUUUGGCGUUAAGAAAUACCAUCAGUUUCUGUAUGGGAGGCAUUUCAAAAUUGUGACGGACCACAAACCCCUCUUAGGACUGUUGCACCAUGCCAAGCCCAUUCCCCAGGUGCUAUCACCACGGAUGCUGCGGUGGACCCUCAUGUUAUCAGCAUAUGACUAUGAAAUUGAGUAUCGACCAGCAGAGAAGCUUUCCAAUGCUGAUGCAUUCAGUCGUUUACCACUGAGGGCCAGUAAGGCGGAGGAAGAGGAGCAGCGUCUUUGGGAAGUAGGAAUGCUAGAAAUGGCACCAGAAGUAACGUGGAACUCUCGGAAGGUGGCAAGUUUUACGUCAAGGGACAAGCUGUUGGCUAGAGUCUGCAAUUGGGUGCAGCAUGGGUGGCCAGAGGGCAAGCUACCGGAAGAGUUUGCCGCAUUUGUGAUCCGCAAGCAUGAACUGUCAGUGUACCAAGGUUGUUUGCUGUGGGGCAGUCGUGUCGUCAUUCCAGAGCCAGCUCGACCAUAUGUCAUGGACAUUCUUCACACAGCUCAUCCAGGAAUUAUCAAGAUGAAGGGGCUCGCCAGAGGAGCCGUGUGGUGGCCAGGAAUUGACAGAGACGUUGAGCAGAAAGUGAGGGACUGUGCACGUUGUCAAGAAUCCAGGUCUGCGCCAGCAGCUGCAAAAAUUCACCCUUGGGAAUUCACCAAGCGUCCUUGGACAAGACUACAUGUCGAUUUUGCUGGGCCAUUCCAAGGCAACGUCUUCCUCAUUGUGGUGGACUCUCACUCGAAGUGGUUGGAAGUGUGCCGAAUGACUUCCAUGUCGGCAGCGGCAGUUUGUGCGAAGCUUCGUUUUCUUUUUGCUACCCAUGGCAUUCCAGAGACUGUUGUUUCGGAUAAUGGAACUGCAUUUUGUUCGGAGGAAUUCAGAGACUUCAUGUGCCGAAAUCAAAUCCGACAUGUGACCGUUGCCCCAUAUCACUCUUCUUCAAAUGGUCAAGCAGAGCGGAUGGUGCGCGAAACCAAAGAAGUACUCAAGCGCAUGGUUGGAGGCAAUUUCGACACACGUCUGGCUAGGUUUUUAAUGACCCAGCAUAUCCUGCCUCAUGCUACAACAGGCAAAAGCCCAGCCGAUUUGCUAAUGGGCAGAAAACUUUCAACUGUGUUAGAGCGUCUGCAUCCUGACCUGCAGUCCAUUGUGCAGCAGAAACAGGAGCAGGUGAUGCAGCGCCGUAACCAGGCAGUGCGACUGUUUGAAGUGGGGGAUCGAGUGUUUGUGCGCAACUAUCUCUAUGGGCCCAAGUGGUUGCCGGGCAUUGUGGAUUCUGUCACUGGACCAGUGUCGUACUUGGUCGUCACCAAGGAUGGACGUCGGUGGAGACGGCAUGUUGACCAACUCAGAAGUCGUUCUGCCAGCUACGCAUUGGACACUGGAAUGUGCGAGGAGGAGGAAUCGUUGGUUGCUUUCCCGGCAGGGUGUUCCGAAAGCGGCAUUCCUUCAAGCCCAGAGGACCCUGGAAGACGGAACCCAAGAGAAGUACCCAGUACCAAACCUGUUUCCUGUGGUGAGGACAGUGAAGUCAGCGCAUCCCGGGACCAGAGAGAAAUACGAGAAGAGGCUGCAACACCCAGUGCCGAACCUGUUUCCUGUGGUGAGGACAGUGAAGUGAGCGCACCCCUUCAAGUCCAGCGACCACAGCGCCAACGCAACCGUCCUGCGUAUCUGAAGUACUACGUGACGUAG
Dermacentor albipictus is the source of this 2943-nucleotide messenger RNA. The record is from RefSeq and is a predicted model, not a curated record. Lineage: Eukaryota; Metazoa; Arthropoda; Arachnida; Ixodida; Ixodidae.